Saccostrea cuccullata (small rock oyster) is the source of this 4136-nucleotide messenger RNA. RefSeq lists its product as uncharacterized. The coding region runs from base 4 to 3039 and encodes 1011 amino acids. The transcript has 17 exons. Gene Ontology annotation, biological process: cell adhesion; extracellular matrix organization. Lineage: Eukaryota; Metazoa; Mollusca; Bivalvia; Ostreida; Ostreidae. Gene Ontology annotation, molecular function: cell adhesion molecule binding. Gene Ontology annotation, cellular component: extracellular matrix. The record is from RefSeq and is a predicted model, not a curated record.
AGCAUGGAGACCUGGAGUGUGAUUUUUGGUCUGUUGAUGUCAUUUUACCUUAUUAAUUAUGUGCAAGGACAAGUUAUAUCGAAAAGGAUUCUUCAAAUUUUAGAACGAACUACAGGGUUUUCUAAGUUUGCACAGCUAGUUCAUAGGGCAGAACUAACAGAGUUUUAUAACGUUUCGACCAACAUGACUGUGUUUGCGUUCAACGACAAAGCUUAUUAUCAGCUGCCGUACACAGAACGCAAUGAGAUAGAUAGCUACAACGUUACUGAGCUUCAAGACUACCUUAAAUAUAGUUCAGUCUAUGGAUAUCGCAUUACAACAUCCUCUCUCCGUGACAAUCAGUACGAGCUAAGCAUGAGUUCCAAUGGCGACAGACUUUAUUUUAAUCGCAUCCAGAGAAUAUACACGACAUCAGGAGUCACUUAUGAAACUAAGUAUUACGUCAACGGUGUAGAGAUUUCGGAGGAAUCACGUGACAUCUCGGCAACCAAUGGAAUUGUUCAAGCUCUAAAUGGAAUCAUACGGAAGACAAUUCAGAAGACAGUCUAUAGGUGGAUCCAAGACCCCGAGGAUACUACCCGGCAAUUUACGAUAUUCCUAGAUUUGAUGAGUUACCUUUAUACGAUGGACAGCUUAAAUGAAAUUUUCUCAUCAGACAAUAUUACCACCUUGUUUAUUCCCAGUGACAGUGCAAUGAAAAAAAUACCUACCUCCGUGCUGAUCAGACUGAAGAACGAUCCCUCAGAAUUACAACGGGUCAUUCAAGCUCAUUAUUUACGUCACCGGGCAAUUUUCACCAACUGUAUUCCUCACAAUGAGAGUUUUACUGAUGCCAACGAUCAACCAUUGACAUUUCGCAAAUCAGGUGACAAUGUAUAUGUUUACAGUGGUGGUUCGGGGGCGGCUAUUAUGGAGGGUAAUAUAACGUUGUCUAACGGCGUGGUUCAUGUCGUGGAUCAGUUGCUGGGACUCGUGUACAACACCAUUCGUGACCAAAUUCAAAAAGAAUCCAUGAAAUUUGAUCAAUUAAUAAAUUUAGGCACAGAAAAAAUAAGGAGUGCCUUUGUUCAGCCUUCGGGGGUAACCGUCUUCGCGCCUUUUGACAACGCCUUCCAAAAAAUUGCGAACAUACCCUGGGCAAAUCUUACCUAUAACCAGACAUUAGCGGACAUGGUUAUUCGACUGCAUAUUUUGAUGCUCAACAACACAGUAAGAAUUGCUUCUUUUCCAGCAAUGAGCGGAUACGAUAGUCGUCAAUACAGACAAACCAUGUAUAAAAACGAAAGAGUCAUCAUCUAUAAUGACAGAGAUGAGACAUGGGUACACGGUGGUAACGUGAAAGCUCGCAUAAUCAGGCCGGAUAUAGAGACGGUAAACGGUUUGGUCCAUAUCAUCGACUCCGUACUGGGCAUUCCCUACCUGGAUCUUCCCAUGUUGAUCUGUCAUGAUAUCUGGUUGUUGCGCACAUACGACUUUAUGAUAAGAGUUGGACUAAAGAACUACCUGACAGACCGUAGAUUCACAGCAGAGACGUGCAGUUUUGAAAAAUCCGGCUAUCCCUUUAAUUACGUAUCAGCCGUGCAUACUAACCAGGACACGACCUGCCCUAUGUACUGUAGCCUGGCCCCGUAUCAGAAUCAAUACCCCUGUAACUCUGCCCUAUGUCAGCCCAGCCUCUGCCCCACAUACUGUGCCCAGGAAAUUUACCAAAAUCAGUACCCCUGUAAAACAGCCAUGUGUAUACUUCCGGGGUCUAACUGCCCCACCUACUGUUCGCAGCCCGAUUACGCUAAUAUCCAUCAAUGUCUUAUGAAUUGUAACAUGACCUCAGCAACCCAGUGUCAGUAUGUCGUGUACUGUAGAGACCCCAGCAAUGCCAACAAAGCUCCGUGCAAUACGUAUCCGUGCAACAUGUUAAACACAGGGACACAGAGUGGUGCAGAUUACGACAUGGGAUGUUGCGGAACUAGCAGAGUUGCAUGUGAAUUCACGGUCUUCGUUCCCAAUUCUAGUGCUGUAGACUAUUUUUCACUGUCGCUUAAUGGCUUCAGGGUCAUGAUAGACACACCACGAUUUCAGUAUUUGUUUAAGCGGCUCAUUGCUCCUGGUAGAAUUUACUUAGAGAAGCUUACAAAUGGUAACCACCAGAUAAAAAUGCUAAACGGCGAGACAAUAAAUGUCUCUAAAGCAAACGACAGAGAUGUACGGAUUUACUUUGGAGAUGCAUCAGCGAAUGUUUUGUAUAUGGACGAAGGAGCUACUAAUGGAGUCAUGCAUAUAAUUGACCAGUUGCUGUUCGUUCAGGAAGAUAUUACGAGACACAUUUCACCUCCAAAGGAGGUCAUAGACGAAGACGAAAUGCGAAAGGGUUUUUGUUAUAAAGAUACUCAAAAACUUGGGAUUCAUACUGACUGUGAUUCAAAUUCUACAAGUGUUGUAAUUGAGGAAGACUCGAAAGAUGACAAAAAAUGUCAAAACUCCCGUAACUCUGCCGAUGAAAGAGUCACCUGUGUAGUGGGGGGCUAUAAUGAAGCGUACAGAAAGUUGACGUUUACUUUGACAUCUAACAGCACAGAGAACUCUGGGAAUUCAAUUUUGGUUAAUACCACGUGUGAUGCCGGAACUGGUCAGAGCAAAAAUAUCACAUUGUUUCCUUGUUUUUCAUGUUUCAAGGCAAAUGUCACGCACAACGAAACACACGCCGUUAUUAUGUGUCAACACAGUUUCUUCAACGUGUCAGAGCAGAUAAGUAUCAUUGAUUGGACUGCUGGGGUCCCUAUAGAAAUAUGCAGAUGGAACCAGAGUACCUCAAGAACGGAGUGCGAUGUCCAAAAUCACGGACAUCCUCUUGGAAUUGAUGGCUUCAUUACAAAAUAUACCCCAGGGCUAAAGUUUCUAUGCACUAUGGACAGACAAAGCGUUGAACUGGUUUUGGAAGCAGGUGGGUUAACAAGCGGACACGAUGACCAACGGAUGUGCUGUAGUGUUUAUAUUAUUAUAUUUGUAGCUUUGCUAUUGUCAACUCUUAAAUUAUCUUGAUUUAUUCACGUUUGUUAAAUAUGUCCUUUAAGGUAGUCCGAUCCUCAGGUUUAUAAAAUUAUGUUAAGUAAUCAAAAAUACUCAUAAAAGUAUCUCUGAAUCCACAAAAUUGUGUAAAUUUAUCCACAGUAUUUCUUUAAAGUUAAAGAUGAAAGUUAAUCAUAUUUUAUUGUGGAAAUUGUCAAAUCUCCAAUAUUUUGCAGAAAAAGCGAAUUGGAAUAUCAGCAAUGCAUUUUCUAAGUGCAAAUUUAUCAACAUAUAUAUUUUAGGUUAAAAAACGAUCGGUAUCCAGGCAUUCAGAGAAAUUGUCAUGAUUUUAUACUCUUUUUUAUACUAAUUUUAUACUGUUUUGUAUUUUUUGUUUUCUAUUUCCGUCAUGUAUUCUUUAAUUCAUAGUGUAAAAGGCUUUUGCUAUCAUUGCAACACGUCACAAAUUACUUUUUGGUUCAUAUCAUAGUAAUAAGCAUUGGUAUCUACAUGUAAGGCUGGAUUUAAGAAAAUCUUAUUUCUUUAUAGCUGUAAUAUUUUUUCCCUUUUACAGGGUACAAAUGUCAACUUUUAGACCUUUUCUAAGACUUCCAAAAACCUUGUAUCUUAUAAAGACGAAUGAAAUGAAAAUUGUUGCAUAAAAAAUUCAUUUUCAAUGUUCAUUUUGAUGUAUUUCAAAUUAAAAUAUUAAUUUUUGGAGUUAUCCUUCCUGGCUGAGGAUCGGAUAUCCUUAAUCAAAGAGAUUUAUAAGGUUAAUUUUCCUGGAAAAUAUAUUUCUACAUAUAUGCCUUUUUUAAACUUACGCUUUAUGUAUAUAACUAAUUGAAUUCACGAAUACAGAUAUUUUGGACAAAUUCAAUUUAUUGAGAAUAACACAGAUAUCUUUCAAAUUGUAAAGGAUGCCUACAGCUAGCUUAUUAUUUUACCGUUUUGUAGAGUCUUUCUAUAGCUUAAUUAUUUUCUGUAUGGAAAUUUUGUAUAUGCUAGACAAAAUGGUGUAUAUCCAUGUAUUUACCUCUUUGCUUAACAUGCGAUUCUAGGUUCCCCUGUCUUUGAUAUUUUAUAUGCACAAUGUAUACCAAGAAUUAUUAUUAAAUAUUAUUUAUAAA